Messenger RNA from Arabidopsis thaliana (thale cress), 3030 nucleotides. RefSeq names its product pentatricopeptide (PPR) repeat-containing protein (gene OTP87). Lineage: Eukaryota; Viridiplantae; Streptophyta; Magnoliopsida; Brassicales; Brassicaceae. Gene Ontology annotation, biological process: RNA modification. Gene Ontology annotation, molecular function: RNA binding. The transcript has a single exon. Bases 30 to 2717 code for a protein of 895 amino acids. Gene Ontology annotation, cellular component: mitochondrion; chloroplast. The record is from RefSeq and is marked reviewed.
UUUUGCUUCCUUGAGCUCAUGGACUGACGAUGAAUUGUCUAGCGAACGAGAGCUUAAACUCCUUGAAGAUCUCUCCUUUCUCUACCUCCAGACUACUAUCUUCCGUUACCAAUUUCCGAAACCAGUUAUCAUUUUCCAGCAAAGAUUCCAGUUCUUCUUCAGCUCCUUUUAACCCUUUUCGAUUCUUCAAUGAUCAAUCAAAUUCAAGGCUUUGUAAUCUCAGAACAACAAAAAUUCUACAAGCCCAUUUGCUUAGACGAUAUCUUCUGCCAUUUGAUGUUUUCCUUACUAAAUCAUUGCUUAGCUGGUACUCAAACUCGGGUUCCAUGGCUGAUGCAGCUAAGUUGUUCGAUACAAUUCCUCAACCAGAUGUUGUUUCUUGUAACAUUAUGAUCUCUGGUUAUAAACAACAUCGGUUGUUUGAAGAAUCGUUGAGAUUUUUUUCUAAGAUGCAUUUCUUGGGUUUUGAGGCUAAUGAGAUAAGUUAUGGGUCUGUGAUUUCGGCUUGUAGUGCUUUACAAGCUCCUCUGUUUAGUGAGCUGGUGUGUUGUCAUACUAUAAAGAUGGGUUAUUUCUUCUAUGAAGUUGUUGAAUCGGCUUUGAUAGACGUAUUCUCUAAGAAUCUAAGAUUUGAGGAUGCUUAUAAAGUGUUCCGUGACUCUUUAUCUGCUAAUGUGUAUUGUUGGAACACUAUCAUAGCAGGGGCACUUAGAAACCAAAAUUAUGGUGCUGUUUUUGAUCUUUUCCAUGAAAUGUGUGUUGGGUUUCAGAAACCUGAUAGUUAUACAUAUUCCAGUGUUUUGGCUGCUUGUGCUUCCCUUGAGAAGCUUAGGUUUGGAAAAGUGGUUCAAGCUCGGGUGAUCAAAUGCGGAGCAGAAGAUGUAUUUGUUUGUACUGCAAUUGUUGACUUAUACGCCAAAUGUGGGCAUAUGGCUGAAGCUAUGGAAGUAUUCUCCCGUAUCCCUAACCCUAGUGUUGUAUCUUGGACAGUAAUGCUGUCUGGUUACACAAAGAGUAAUGAUGCUUUCUCUGCUCUUGAAAUUUUCAAGGAAAUGAGACACUCAGGUGUUGAGAUCAACAACUGUACCGUAACUAGUGUAAUCUCUGCUUGUGGUAGACCUUCUAUGGUCUGUGAAGCAAGCCAGGUCCAUGCUUGGGUCUUUAAGAGUGGUUUCUAUCUUGAUUCCUCAGUGGCUGCCGCUUUGAUUAGUAUGUACUCAAAGAGUGGAGAUAUUGAUCUUUCUGAACAGGUUUUUGAGGAUCUGGACGAUAUUCAGAGACAAAAUAUAGUUAAUGUGAUGAUCACUUCGUUUUCGCAAAGUAAGAAGCCUGGUAAAGCAAUAAGACUGUUUACUAGAAUGCUUCAGGAGGGUUUGAGAACCGAUGAGUUUAGUGUAUGCAGUUUGUUAAGUGUAUUGGAUUGUUUGAAUUUAGGUAAGCAGGUUCACGGUUACACCCUUAAAAGUGGGUUGGUUCUUGAUCUCACUGUUGGAAGUUCUCUUUUUACAUUGUACUCUAAAUGUGGUAGUUUGGAAGAAUCAUAUAAAUUAUUCCAGGGGAUACCUUUUAAAGACAAUGCUUGCUGGGCUUCCAUGAUUUCUGGUUUCAAUGAGUACGGUUAUCUAAGAGAAGCUAUUGGACUAUUCAGCGAGAUGCUGGAUGAUGGGACUAGCCCUGAUGAGAGUACUCUAGCUGCUGUUCUAACUGUGUGUUCUUCUCAUCCUUCUCUGCCAAGAGGUAAAGAAAUACAUGGGUAUACGCUAAGAGCGGGAAUUGACAAGGGAAUGGAUCUUGGUUCUGCACUAGUAAACAUGUAUUCAAAGUGUGGCUCACUAAAGUUGGCUAGACAGGUCUACGAUAGGCUCCCUGAACUGGAUCCAGUGUCAUGUUCAUCUUUAAUUUCGGGAUAUUCACAACACGGGUUAAUCCAGGAUGGCUUCCUUCUAUUUCGUGAUAUGGUCAUGUCUGGUUUUACUAUGGACUCCUUUGCAAUUUCAUCCAUUCUUAAAGCCGCUGCUCUCUCUGACGAAUCAUCGCUGGGAGCUCAAGUUCACGCCUACAUCACAAAAAUUGGAUUGUGCACAGAGCCUUCUGUAGGAAGCUCACUACUGACAAUGUAUUCGAAAUUUGGAAGCAUUGACGACUGCUGUAAAGCAUUCAGCCAGAUCAAUGGCCCAGAUUUAAUAGCGUGGACAGCGCUGAUUGCAAGUUAUGCUCAACAUGGAAAGGCCAAUGAAGCGUUACAAGUGUACAAUCUUAUGAAGGAAAAAGGAUUCAAGCCUGAUAAAGUGACUUUUGUGGGAGUCUUGUCUGCUUGUAGUCAUGGUGGUUUGGUCGAAGAAAGCUAUUUCCAUCUCAACUCGAUGGUAAAAGACUAUGGUAUCGAACCAGAGAACCGACAUUAUGUCUGCAUGGUCGAUGCUUUAGGGAGGUCAGGAAGACUUAGAGAAGCUGAGAGUUUUAUCAACAAUAUGCAUAUUAAACCAGACGCCUUGGUCUGGGGAACAUUGCUUGCUGCUUGCAAAAUUCACGGGGAAGUUGAACUCGGGAAGGUAGCUGCAAAAAAGGCUAUAGAAUUAGAGCCAUCAGACGCUGGAGCAUAUAUUUCACUCUCGAACAUCCUUGCAGAGGUUGGUGAGUGGGACGAAGUGGAGGAAACUCGUAAGCUGAUGAAAGGAACAGGUGUACAGAAAGAACCAGGGUGGAGUUCUGUCUGAUGUUAUAUAUUUGUGAAAAGCCGUGAGGUGCAGAGGUCUUGCUUCGAGUUAAUGAUGAAGGAACAGUUGCAACUUGAAACUGAUUAGAGAUUAAAGUUGGAAUUGCUUUCACUGUAGGAGACAGCUCUAAGAACAAAAAAUUAUCCCUCUUGAAUGGUCUUUUUUCAAUAGUAGAUAUUUCGUAAGAUCAUUCCAGAGAAAAUUCGUCGUAAAAUAGUUACUAAUUUCCAUUUUCUUGGGCGGCAGUAAAGUCAAAGAUAAUUCAGUUUUUAUCUCUUGGCUCUGUUCCAUCAAUCUUGAUCAUGAAAUAAAC